CCUCCCCGUCCUGGUGGGAAUCCCCGGCAACGUGGUCCGCGCGGCCUCAAAAAUAUUUUGUUUUUUUCAGUCUUUCAGGCCUUUCGGUUAAAAUCUCAGCGCUGACUCAUCGCUUUUGGACAGGUGCGGCAGGACGUAUAAGCAGUCCUGCCACUCGCGUCUGAUUCUUCGGGGAAAGAAAACAUGGAGGAAACUGAUCUUGACAACCUGAGCCUGAGCCAGAGUCUGCAGCUGAGCCAGGAUUCAUUUAAGCAGCUGUGGGAGAAUGUUGUCACUCCACCAAUCGACACUUUUCCGAUUAAGAAUGAGAAUGAUGAAGCAUGGAGGCCAAAUGACACUGAGCAGCUCCAGAUGCUUAUUGAUACUGAACUUACAGAAGGAUUUGAUGAGCGGCUGUUUGAGUUGGCGCCAGACAUGUCGCCUACCGAUUGUACCAUUCCCCCCGCUUCUACUGUCCCAGUCACCACCGACUACCCAGGGGAGUACGAGUUACAGUUGCGAUUUAAGAAGUCUGGCACUGCUAAAUCUGUCACCUCGACUUAUUCAGAGAUUCUGAAUAAGUUGUACUGCCAGCUGGCGAAAACCAGCCCCGUGGACAUUGUGGUGAGCAAGGAGCCGCCCCAGGGCGCCAUCAUCAGGGCCACCGCCGUUUACAAGAAGACCGAACACGUGGCUGACGUUGUCCGCCGAUGCCCACACCACCAGAAUGAGGACUCGGCUCAGCACAGCAGCCACCUGAUCAGAGUGGAGGGCAGCAAGAGGGCUCAGUAUUUCGAAGAUCCGCACACAAAGAGGCAGAGUGUGACUGUGCCUUACGAACCCCCUCAGUUGGGCUCUGACAUGACAACAGUCCUCCUGGCCUUCAUGUGCAACAGCUCAUGCAUGGGCGGCAUGAACCGCCGACCCAUUCUCACCAUCCUCACGCUGGAGUCUGCAGAGGGAGUGGUUUGGGGCCGCAGGUGUUUCGAAGUACGGAUUUGCGCAUGUCCAGGCAGGGACCGCAAAAGUGAGGAAGAAAGUAACGCCCGGAUGCCAAAAGACAACAGUCAAACCAAAAAACGCAGGAGUCUUCCUCCUCCUGCAGACAAUGUCAAGAGAUUAAAGUGCGCUCACUGUGGUUACAGUGCAGAGGAAGAGGGGAAGGAGAGGUUCUCGAUCUCCUUCAACGAUCGGGAAACGUAUGAAAUGUUUAAGAAGUUGGUCGAUGGCUACGAGCUGAUUAACAGCAAAAAUAAGGCACAGGGAGCGGCAAGGCAGGAGUAUCCUCAGCCCUCCACUGGAAAAAGGCUGAUCAAGUCUGAGAGAAGCGACAGUGAUUAACAAACUCUGAGCCGAUUGUAGGAAGAAUGCCGUGCUUCUUUUUUGUUUUGUUUCUGUGGUCGUGGGUUUCAUUUCCGGUUUUGUUUCCACUUCUUUGUAGCCACGGCCAACAUUUUUGUUCUUUUCUCCUGUUGGAUGAAUAAAUAUUUGCUCGAUGGGGUGAAGGAGAGCCAUUUCAGCUGUAAUCAGGUCUGCCUCGCCCUCGGUGCUUAUGUUUAAUGUCAGAAAUGAUUUUCUGUAAUUUCUUCAUCAAUCCUGACAUGUUGCCACAGUGGAACAUGCUCUGGAAACAGAAUGGAUUUGCCGGUUUGGCCUUUAUUUGUUUUUGUUUUUUUCCUCCUUUUUGUUAUCAUUCCAUUUGUAAUGGUUUAAUAAUGUAAGAUUUAGUUAAAUGUUUGCUAGAAAAAUGUGUUUAGGUUAAUGUUUGUUCCAAGGCAGUGUAUUGGGUUAAAAGGAAGUCUGAGCUGCGUGCAUGAUUAUAAAGGCGUACAUCUAAACAGUUACUGCCAUCAAUUUAGAAAAUUAUGCAACGUGAAACAAUUUUCCACAUGUGUGAAACUUGAAAGAAUGUGCACGUCCUUGUGCUAUGCUAGCAUACUGUAACACAGCUCAGGAAAAUCCAUACAUGCGUGUAUUGUUGCUAGGGCCUCCCGAAAUUGUAUUCUCCCAAAAAAAUUUAUUAGAUGCACAGAAAAGGCAUUAACUUAGAAUUCAGAGUAAAGGAACACCAGACUUUGGAGUCAGUUUUGACCUAAUUAAUGUGUUUGGAUAAAACCAAUUUGAGAUCCUUUCCUGAGUGUCACCUAUAGGGGGUCGUAUUUAUAUAUUUAAAAAAAAAAGUUGAGUAAAGCAUGGAGAGGGGUUGGGGACAGUUAAAAUAUAGUUGCUACAGUUUUGGUCAAAAGUGAAGUUAUAAAUCUAGGAUUGGCAAAAAAAAAAAAGGAACAGUUAACUUUUCUGAAAGCUUUGUCGAGGAAAACACAAACAAGAUCAGUGUUUGGGUUCUACCAGUUGCGUGGCUUUACGGUCUUUAACGUAUUUGGGUGUUAAGUCCAGAUGUGGGUAACUUUUCAACACGAUAGGGAUUAUUUUAAAUUUUUGACCCCUGUGCAAUCUUUUGUUGAGCCCUGCCUGUGUAUAACUGCUACUCUAGGAUGGUUAUUGCACAUUUUUGUGUAGGUGCGGUUUGUAUGCUUUGUUGCGUCACCUGAUGUGGUUCUGAAAACCUGCGUGGACUAUUAAUACACACAUUGGGCUGUUUUUACAGCAAUCAUGAUGGUAUUGUGUUUUUACAGCAGUCACGUGUUAUCAAAUCAAAGAGUCACGUGCGCACUGCUCAGCAUUACCAAUUAUUUCACUGUGAUGCUACUCAUAAAAAAAAAACCUAACUUGUUAAAAUUGACACUUGAGCUUGAUGUUUGAUAGAUGGGUUGGCUGGAUCAUCCCAAA
Molecule: messenger RNA, 2769 nt
Organism: Thalassophryne amazonica
Lineage: Eukaryota; Metazoa; Chordata; Actinopteri; Batrachoidiformes; Batrachoididae
Gene: tp53
Product: tumor protein p53
Exons: 11
Coding region: 184-1320 (378 amino acids)
Biological process (GO): regulation of transcription by RNA polymerase II; apoptotic process
Cellular component (GO): nucleus
Molecular function (GO): DNA-binding transcription factor activity, RNA polymerase II-specific; RNA polymerase II cis-regulatory region sequence-specific DNA binding
Source: RefSeq, a predicted model, not a curated record